This is a messenger RNA of Hydractinia symbiolongicarpus, 963 nucleotides long. RefSeq names its product piggyBac transposable element-derived protein 4-like. The record is from RefSeq and is a predicted model, not a curated record. NCBI's taxonomy places the organism in Eukaryota, Metazoa, Cnidaria, Hydrozoa, Anthoathecata, Hydractiniidae. The transcript has 2 exons. The coding region runs from base 1 to 963 and encodes 320 amino acids.
AUGACAUAUGACAUGAAUGAUAUAGUUAAUUUUAUGACUGAAAGUGAUGGGGAAAUUGAUCUUGGGGAAGAUUUUGAUGACACUGAUGACAGUGAUUGGGAGUAUAAUAAAGAAGAAAGAAGAAAAGCUGUCCCUGAACCAAACCACCCUGCAACUGCACCUGCAGCACCGUUACUCAACACCGGUGAGGAGUCUGCUACCGACCAAAGUGUACAAGAUAGUGACGAUAAAGACAAUUUGCCAUUGAACUUAUUGCGUCCUGACAACCACAAUGCUGAUAUUGGACGAGGUCGUGCAAGGGGACGUGGUAGAGGUAGAGGACGUGGCAGAGGUAGAGAACAACUGCAACCUAAUGGUAAUGAUGAACAGAAUUGGAGCUGGGAGAAGGAAAGGGAGGUUGGUAUUGACAAUGAGAUAUGUGUACCAUAUUUGGACGAAGAGCGCAUAAAAGUUCCUCUACCUGAUGACUUUUUUUCGCUCUACCUAACCGAUGAAAUAUUUCAGCUUCUCGUUGAUGAAACAAAUCGGUUUGCUGAACAAUAUUUUGAACAUAACCCUGAAAAAAGGAACAAUACAUAUGCUGGGAUGUGGUUACAAGUAACGUUGGAAGAAAUGAAGUCAUUUAUUGCUAUUAUUUUGUUGAUGGGUAUAAUUCACAAACCGUCAAUUGAUAUGUACUGGGUGACAGAUGAAUUGUUAUGUACUCCUGUUGUUUCUAAAAUCAUGACAAGAAACAGAUUCCAACUAAUUCUGAAGUUCUUGCACUUCAAUAAUAAUGAAGAUCCUAACUUUGAUCCACAAAACGAAGAUAGGGACAGCCUUCACAAAGUGAGACCGCUGAUUGAGAUGCUGCGUGAACGAUGUUAUGCUGUUUACUACCCAGGACAGAACUUGAGUGUUGAUGAGUCUCUCGUACUUUUCAAAGGUCGUUUGAAGUUCAAACAGUAUAUACAUCCGGACUAA